GCUUGCCAGGGAUGGGGAGCAAGGGAAGCGGGGAGAUGAAGGGCGGGGAGGGAUGAGAGGCGCCACGAGGGCCUCUCCAGCGGAGCAAAUGGUGGAGCAUCCAUGUCUUUGGGAGGGCAGCCAGCUCUCCAGCAUCGCAUGGCUGGCAUUCCUGUGUGUCUUUUCUGGCUUUAAAUAGUGCGGCUGAUUCGGGUGUGGUGGCACAGCUGGAGCCAUCCUGACCUGUCCCCUGGAGGUGGUGAAGACACGUUUACAGUCAUCCCAGCUAGCACUGCGGCCUCUGUGCCUCUCAGAGGUACAGGUGACAGGGAUGAGCCUGAGGAUGAUGAAUCCCACCCCACCAUCUCCUGGAGUGCUCAAGUUGCUGAGGGCCAUCCUUGAGAAGGAAGGUCUGCGAUCCCUGUUCCGAGGCCUGGGUCCAAACCUUGCUGGAGUUGCUCCUUCCCGGGCUAUAUAUUUUGCUGCCUAUUCUGGUAUUAAGGAGAGGCUCAAUGCUGUCCUUGUACCUGAGUCCAAGAAGGUACACAUACUAGCAGCAGCCUGUGCAGGCAUGAGCUCAGCCACACUCACCAACCCUAUUUGGUUAGUGAAAACCAGGAUGCAGCUGGAAGCCAGGGCAAAGGGGGAGAUGGCCAGCAAUGCUCUCCAGUGUGCCAUGCAUGUGUACCGCACUGAAGGCCUUCGUGGAUUUUACCGUGGUGUCACCGCCUCCUACGCUGGAGUGUCAGAGACCGUCAUACACUUUGUCAUCUAUGAAGCACUGAAACAGGAGCUGAGAAACAGCCAUCACUCCCAUUCCCCACCAAUCACACCUUCACCAAACAACCAUGAUUUCUUUGGACUAAUGGGCGCUGCUGCUGUCUCCAAAACAUGUGCUACGUGCAUUGCAUAUCCACAUGAGGUCCUUCGGACACGGUUGCGGGAAGAAGGGUCACGAUACCGUUCUUUGAUACAGACUCUGCAGCUUGUGGUCCAUGAAGAGGGACCCUUGGCUUUAUACCGAGGGCUCCUGGCUCACUUGAUCCGCCAGAUCCCAAACGCAGCCAUCAUGAUGGCUACCUAUGAAGUCAUCGUACAUUUUGCCUCUUCCACCUUGUAAGCAUGCUGUAGCUCCUGGCUGAGGCUGCUGUAGGGGUACAGGGACCUCGUGGUCCUGAGACCUGGUCUUCCUCAGUGCACUGAGAGGUGGUGGUUUUGGUCGCAGAUCAGAACACGUCAGGCAUUCUCAGGUUGUAAGACUAUUUUGUGCCAAGUUUUUUGCUCCAGCGUGCACAAUGUAGCCUUUUUUCUUUCUGGAGACUUGAAUUAUUCCAGUGCAUCAAGGUGUCAGGGCACUGGUUUGACAGUGCCUGUUGUAAUUUCCCUAAAUGAAACAAGGGUGUGGAACUUACUGGGAAAGAGAAAAAGCAGAAAGCAUAAAAGUAUCUUAGCCUCAGCAUGUUCACUUGUUUUGGACCCAGUAACAACCAUGCAUGGGUACAGUUGGGCAUGAAGACAGGCUAGAGCUGAGACAUUUGAGAACUGCAGCAAGCAGAGAUCUUGUGCUGCAACCUUCCAUGCCCUCAGAGAGGCUCUUCCACUUUCACCUACUGUGCUGCCUUCUUGCUCCUCAGGAGGAUUUC
Molecule: messenger RNA, 1622 nt
Organism: Empidonax traillii (willow flycatcher)
Lineage: Eukaryota; Metazoa; Chordata; Aves; Passeriformes; Tyrannidae
Product: solute carrier family 25 member 36-like
Exons: 7
Coding region: 311-1099 (262 amino acids)
Biological process (GO): pyrimidine nucleotide import into mitochondrion
Cellular component (GO): mitochondrion
Molecular function (GO): pyrimidine nucleotide transmembrane transporter activity
Source: RefSeq, a predicted model, not a curated record